Daldinia caldariorum is the source of this 1335-nucleotide messenger RNA. RefSeq lists its product as uncharacterized. Gene Ontology annotation, cellular component: plasma membrane. Lineage: Eukaryota; Fungi; Ascomycota; Sordariomycetes; Xylariales; Hypoxylaceae. The record is from RefSeq and is a predicted model, not a curated record. The transcript has 2 exons. Gene Ontology annotation, biological process: copper ion import; intracellular iron ion homeostasis; iron ion transport. The coding region runs from base 1 to 1335 and encodes 444 amino acids. Gene Ontology annotation, molecular function: ferric-chelate reductase activity.
AUGUACAACCCCAUCUGCGCCUACGCAUGCCAGUAUUCUUUCGGGUCGAAUCCGCUGGUAUGCACUGACGAGGCCUCGUUCGAUGGCUCUGGUAUGGGUGGAAUGAACAUAAGACGCAGCGAGGAUGGAAUAGUUCUUCCCCAGAACGUGAGCGCGAUGCCGUCGUCGACCUGCCAUGCCGAGUCCGAGCCGUUCCUCACAUCGGUAGCCUGGUGCAUCCAUGAGAAAUGCGACGGCGAGUUUAUCUGGAAGAUCGAAAAGUGGUGGCAGUCAUACGUGGUCGGGAACUCACAAUCAGAUCCUCCACCGUCCCUUUCGUACGGCGCGGCGCUUGCUUUGGUGUCCUCACGGCCGAACAGUACUUGCUCGAGCGGACAGAUAUUGAACGAAAAAUGCCUCGUCGAUGAAACACUCUACCACGCUCAACAUGUUUCUCUCAAUUUCAACCAAAAUAUUGAGAUCCAGCAUGAACGUUUCGGUCUAGUCAUCCUCUUAUCUGGCGUCGUUAUCCCUGUUGGUUUCUCGCUUUUACGCUUCCUCCCCUUUCCAAAACGAUGGGCAAGCGCGCUCAGUGGCCAUUUCAUCUAUCCUUCGCUUCUUCGACCAUGGCGUAACUCGCCGGUUGCUGCCGUCGUCGGCGACCCACCGACAAGAGGCCAAGCACUUUUCAUAGGGUACUUGAUCCUCCUUAAUAUUUUCCUCAGCGUUCAACAUUCAACCUUCGUCCUGCUGCACCGAUGGGUAGCGCAUAUCGCCAUCCUCGAAGCUAUCCUACACUCCCUUAUCUUUCUCCACGCCUGGAUCCGGAAAGAUAGACUUGAGAAAGAUCAGGUUCUGCCGUAUUGGUGGUGGGGUUGCAUUGCGACAAUCGCGGCGUCGCUCGUCCUGCCCCUUUCCAUUCCCCUACUUCGCCAGCGCAGCUACGAGCUUUUCCUCGCAAUUCAUAUAGUGGCUGCAAUUCUUAUUUUCCUGGGCUCAUGGUAUCAUAUCAUCCACCGUUAUGAACACCAAUGGGGCUACGAAACUUGGCUAUAUGUUGUGUUUGCAGUUUGGGGGUUCGACAGGUUGAUUCGCUUGCUGCGCGUUCUUCGCAAUGGAGUUCGGACCGCGAAUAUUACUGUUAUUAACAGCGACUACGUCAGGAUUGACAUAAAGGGCGUCGUUGGGGCGGGCCAUGUCUAUCUCUAUUUCUUAGACUGGCGUUUCUGGGAGAACCAUCCUUUUAGUAUCGUAAGCUCAGUCAUUCAGCAGGGUGAUACAUCAUUGAAUGAAGAGAAUGUCUCACAGGCGAAAGACGUAGUAUUGGGCGGUGCGGAGUUUCGAUCACAGCGUUGA